GCCUGUCGCUUACGUUCAACAGCUUCUCCAUCGGUUAUGGAGUGUAACGAGUCCUAAAUCCUCUUCCCCUGUCGUGAUUCUCUGACCCACCUCGAAUUCCUUCCCCGGAGUCGACUUCGCCAAUGGACUCCCAGCCAUCUCCGAGCCGGAAAUCUUUCAAGCAGGCCUGCGACAAUUGUCGUCGCCGCAAGAUCAAAUGCUCCCGAGAGUUGCCAUGCGACAAGUGUCAACGUCUGCUUCUCUCCUGCUCUUACAGUGAUGUUUUGCGUCGAAAGGGGCCCAAAUUCCGCACGCUCUAUCCUCUGGCGCCUAUCCAUCCCCUGGUAUCGCGCCGCCGAGAUGACCUCCGCUGUGUUCCGCAGAAGCAUUCACUCGAUACCGAGUGGCCCUCUGAGUCUGGGGUCUAUGCAGUACCGGGUCCGGGGUCCCCGAUAUCGCCACCGUUCACGGUACCCGACGCCCAAUGUAUAACGGCUGAGCUGUCGGAUUCGAGUAUGGGACUGCCACCCCCAGAGUUGGUCUCCUCCCCCGACUCGACAAACUCGCUGUCAGAAUCCCUGAUUGCCGCCGUGUUUUCGUCGGCACGUCGGCUCUCAGCACCGGUUCUGCUGGCGCACGUCAACGUGUUCUUGAAGUACCUAUUUCCAAUCAUGCCGGUGGUGCGGCGGGAACGGCUGCAGCAGGACUGCCACCAGCCCGAGCAGUUGUCUUCCCAACGAUAUGCAUUUCUAGCCUCGCUCUGUGCACUCACCCACAUUCAGCUAAAGCUCGACGGUGCCAUGUCGGCAUCCAAUCCUCCGCAUCCGCAGGCCAGUGUCGACGGCCAUUCGAUCAUGUCCGGGGAGGAAUUACUAGCCGAAGCCGUGCGCGCGCGGAAAGACUGCGACUUGGUCGAUGAAAUGAGCAUCGAGAGCCUACUUACAUCCUUCUUUCUCUUCGCAGCAUACGGCAAUCUGGACAAACAGGACCACGCCUGGUUCUACCUCUGCCAGGCGACCUCCAUGGUGUUCACGCUAGGUCUCCAUCGCGAGUCCACAUAUUCCGAAAUGAGCACCGAAGACGCCGAAGAAAAACGGCGCAUCUUCUGGCUGCUCUUUGUGACAGAACGCGGCUAUGCCCUGCAACAAGCAAAGCCCGUCAUGUUACGCAAUUCCAUCCACAAGCCCCAAGUCCUCUCUUCCAACGACCCCAUCCUCGCCUACGGCUUCAUCAACCUCAUCAGUAUCUUCGAAAAACUUACCGUGAACCUGUACGACUGGGUCUCCGCCGGGGGCGGCGACGGCAUCUUCGAAAUGCCCCCGACCUCAUCCAUCCAAUCCAGCCUGUGCAAAUCUGUGUCUCUUGACGGGGUCUCGGAGAUCCAGAAAGUCGAUAUUCUCAUCACGCAGCAGUGGCUGCAAGCCAUGAUGUGGAAACUAUCCAUGACGCGCGCUACGCAGCCCGGCUCCCGCGACGAAACCGUCCUCCCAUUUCAUCUACCCGUGCUGGUCGGAAAGGCCGUGAUGGGCGUCAUCAGCGCUGCAUCGCAAGGCGCCGUGGAUGCGCACGGUAUCGGAAUGGAACAAAAACUCUUCGACCUUGGCACCUCCGUCGCCGACGUCUCUCGCUCCCUCAACACCAAAGCCGCGCAACGCCUGGCCGAAUCCGCCGUCGACCCGCGCGAUCUCCUCUGGGGCAUUCUCAACACUCUCGCGCGCAUUCGCGGCUCCGAAUCCUACCUCUUUCCCGCCCUUCUGCAACGAUGCAAGGGCAUCUUAGGCUUCGAGUUCCCGCUGUCCUCCUCUAUCAGUAUCAGCGGUAGUAAUCCCAAUCUCAAUCUUCUCCCUCCCGCUAUCACAGACACCGCUGGACCAUCCGCUGUCGUUACUGCCCCUCCUCCCCCUCCCGCAUCAACUACCUCCAACUCCUCUUCUUCUUCCUCAUCCUCCACCACAACCACCUCUUCAUCGUCAACCUCAACCGAUGAACUCCCAAUCCCCUGGCCAACUAGCGACACAAGCUGGGACGACCUCCGCGAGCCCCGGAUCAUCUCAGAAGACUCAGCAGAAGAAGACUCGGCAGAGGAGGGGCAGCGUCGCUCGGCAAUACCAGUGGUGGGCCCGGACCCGGUGUCUCAGAUAAUGUCGUCAUCGACGAUCCCUGCAGAAAUGACAUUCCGACGAGCGAGUUUAUUCACUUAGCCUGCUCGCCCGCCGCGUGACAGUCUAAUUGAUUAUUGGACUGACUCGCUUCGAGUCGGCUGGGCUUGGUCCGAGCGCUGGGGCUGUCUGUCAGUCGGUGGCUGGAUAUGCAGGAUGAUGUCAUUGUGUUUAUUUGGUGGCUGCCCGGGUGAAGUGUGGGGUGGGUAUUUUGCAUGGUAACGGGCUCGUCGUAUGGAGUACUACUUACGGUGUACAUCUUGGGUAUCUAUGGGUGCUCACAUUGUGAUGUUGUGAUCGUUAUGUUUAUGAUUUUCCCUUCCGCUCGAGUUUAGUACAUACAUACCUCUCAGGUUUUGCGAUCUGUAUAUAAACGGAGAAAAAACAUGCAUGAAUGAUGGAUGGAGUCGACAUAUGAUAUAUAGCCAGUCUUUACUCUAGUUA
This is a messenger RNA of Aspergillus melleus, 2582 nucleotides long. Its product is annotated as putative C6 transcription factor (AmyR). The record is from RefSeq and is a predicted model, not a curated record. The coding region runs from base 123 to 2180 and encodes 685 amino acids. NCBI's taxonomy places the organism in Eukaryota, Fungi, Ascomycota, Eurotiomycetes, Eurotiales, Aspergillaceae. Gene Ontology annotation, molecular function: DNA binding; zinc ion binding; DNA-binding transcription factor activity, RNA polymerase II-specific. The transcript is spliced from 3 exons. Gene Ontology annotation, biological process: regulation of DNA-templated transcription; DNA-templated transcription.